AUGUUCAAGUUGCCCGGCUCCCUUCCGAAAUCACGCAUCCAACACCUGCGUGAGAAAUGUCGAGUAACAGUGAUGCAAAUUGUGGACGAACUGAAUCAACGUGAGGCAGAUUAUCGUGCUCAGGUGGAACUACGGCAACAGCAACAGCAGCCGCAGCAACAACCACAACAACAACAACAACAUCAACAGCAGGUGAACGAACCAGAACCUGAAAAAGCCAAAGUUGAGGACGACAGGACUGGAAAGGAGAAGUCAGAGGAGGGGAGUGAGGAGACUGGUACCGACGAUCAGUCGAAAACCACUUGCACUUCCAACGGGGAACUUGGAUCCGGACCCUUCCUCGUACGCUCCACUGUGGGUUUUCCGGUUCGCUAA
Messenger RNA from Dibothriocephalus latus, 375 nucleotides. The record is from the annotation of a GenBank genome assembly. NCBI's taxonomy places the organism in Eukaryota, Metazoa, Platyhelminthes, Cestoda, Diphyllobothriidea, Diphyllobothriidae.